AUGGCGGCACUGCCCGGCGCUGUGGCCUUUCCUUUACCUAAGCAUACGGUAUACCCUCCCUACACAGAGCUUUACAGUACACGGAGUCGUGGUAGAAGCAGCGUCGAAUCUCUCUUGUCGACAAAGAAAGGCCCUACUACGAGUAGUCGGGUCAUAGUUACCAUCAGUGACCAGCCUACCCACCACUCCGGCGACCAAGUGGCGGGAGCUCAGAAGGAUACACAAGAGCGGCAACAUGCAUGCCCUGGCGCCUACUCAAGUCUCACCCACCGAGACUCUGCCGUGAGAGCCCUUUGCCAUAGGACGGCGACCUCCAGUAGUUGCAAAUUCGACGAAGUCUCUUACGCCAUGAACCUGGCCUGGCUGCCUCCAGUCAUUCAACUCUGCCCUACAUUUCCCACAAGCAUCGUAGCACCUGGUCUGUACUGUCCAAGUGGGCGCCCGGUGCCAGACGACUCGCAAUGACGAAAAGAGUGCACACGCCUAUAUUUGCGACUACAAAAUAGUGGAUAUCGACAAUAAGAAAGCGGAUACGGAGUGCACAAUGCGGCGUAGCAUCUAACCAUUACCCGCACUGUUAAUAUGGGUGAGAUGUACACUACUCGACCGUUGGAAUACGAGAUGAACUUGCGCUCUGUCAUCACAAGGCUGGAGCGGAACUAAGAUUUCGUCCACGACAGGCUGUUGUUGUCUUUCAGUAAUUGUCACUUCCCGAAUCACCCGGGAUAAUGGUGGUGAACAGUGAAUGCGAAUAACACUGUAGGGCGCAUUACAUAACCAGAAAGAAAUGGAAGCAUCGUUCCUUGGCC
This is a messenger RNA of Aaosphaeria arxii CBS 175.79, 809 nucleotides long. RefSeq lists its product as uncharacterized. NCBI's taxonomy places the organism in Eukaryota, Fungi, Ascomycota, Dothideomycetes, Pleosporales. The transcript is spliced from 4 exons. The record is from RefSeq and is a predicted model, not a curated record. Bases 1 to 465 code for a protein of 154 amino acids.